This is a messenger RNA of Dermacentor silvarum, 708 nucleotides long. RefSeq names its product sodium/nucleoside cotransporter 1-like. The record is from RefSeq and is a predicted model, not a curated record. The transcript has 6 exons. Gene Ontology annotation, molecular function: nucleoside:sodium symporter activity. Gene Ontology annotation, biological process: nucleoside transmembrane transport. Gene Ontology annotation, cellular component: membrane. Bases 1 to 708 code for a protein of 235 amino acids. Lineage: Eukaryota; Metazoa; Arthropoda; Arachnida; Ixodida; Ixodidae.
AUGUGGAGAUGUCCCUUCAGCCGGUCCUUCAGCAAGAAUGUCGACGCCUGGUACAGGGCGCAGGAUGGGGACCGCCUUUUCGCAGAGUCAACGCUAAUGGUGCACCCCUAUAUGGCGAUUAUGACUCCGUCGGAGGUGUUCACUGUAAUCACCUGCGGCUUCGCCACAUUGUCGGCCAGCACCUUGCCCGAGCUCGUGGACGCAGGCAUUGACUUGAACGACGUUGUGACCAGUGGAAUCCUUGGAUCCUUAGGUUCCCUUUGCUUAAGCAAAGUAUACCUUCCCGAAGUUGACAAGGUCAAGGUGAAGAGAGGCCACUUCAGCAUCAACAAAUCGCGGCAGCUGUGGUUCGCGGACGUGCUAGGCAGCGGGCUGAUGGUGAGCCUUACACUGGCCGGUUGCAUGACGGGCUGCCUAGUUGCUUUCGUCACGUUCUUCGCGUUCGCCGAUGGCAUCGUCAACUGGAUGGGCGAGGCCGCCGGCUUGCAAGGACUCAGAGCCGAUGAAGUGGUAGCUGGCCUGUUCCGACCGUUCGCGUGCGUCUUUGGGCUGCCCUGGGAGCACACGGAGGUAGUGGCACGGGUCAUAGCGCUAAAGGCAAUGCUGCACGAAACCGUGGCGGCUGCCUACCUCAUGAACCAAACGAGCAGAGUCGGGGUGCGGCAGCUUCGAAGCUUGGGCACCGAAAGCGAACACUCAGAUUUGUAG